Molecule: messenger RNA, 2011 nt
Organism: Marchantia polymorpha subsp. ruderalis
Lineage: Eukaryota; Viridiplantae; Streptophyta; Marchantiopsida; Marchantiales; Marchantiaceae
Source: the annotation of a GenBank genome assembly
GACUUUGGCCGCGUUGGAGAUUUCUUUAUACAAGUCAGACUGUUUCUAAUCAUGGAUGUACGUUGAGAUCUUGACGGGGACCACGCUCACUGGUCCAUGAAAAAGUGGAUAACACCUUCGCUAAAUGGUUGCCUUCAAUAGCGUCUUCUGUCAAACACGAAAGGAAAGGUAAUGUUUUGACGAAAUUCUUAAGUUUAUUACGUUCAAAUGUAGGAGGAAUUCUUUUCAAGAAUAUCAACAAUCAAUAACACAUUCGGAACAUGUCACGCAUUCGGUCUUUCGAAAUCGAGAACUCGCUCGCUCUCUGAGGACCUCGCUCGUCUCGCCUCGCCUCGCGGACACGGAUUUUGGCGUCAGCCUUCCUCUCCUCUCCUGGCAAGAUGGGCAAGGCAUCGCUGUUUCUGCUCGGGCUGCUCGCGCUGAGUGCCGUGUGCGUUUACGGGUCGGACCCGGCAGCGGAGUCGGAUGAAGCUUCGGCGUCCUUGCAGACCGAUGUUUUGACGUUGGGAGUGGGAAAUUUCAGCGAGACCGUCGAGAAGCACGAUUUCAUCGUCGUGGACUUUCAUGCCCCAUGGUGUGGUUUCUGCAAACGAUUGGAACCGGAGUACGAGAAGGCAGCAACCCAGUUGAAAGAGAACGAUCCGCCUAUCAUCUUGGCCAAGGUCAAUGUGGAUGCAGAACAGAACAAGCGUCUGGAGUCAGAAUUUGACAUCAAGGGAUUCCCUGCUCUGAAGAUCAUCAAGAACAAGGGGCAGUCGGUUCAGGAGUACAAGGGGCCAAUGGAAGCUGAAGGAAUUGUUUCCUACUUGAAGAAAAUUUCCGGCCCACCUUCGUUGGAACUCACAUCUGCUGAGCAAGCUGGAAAAUUCAUCACCGAUCAUGAGGGAAGCCUGGUUAUCAUUGGAGUGUUUGACAAAUUGGAAGGUGAACACUAUGCCAAUUAUCUCAAAGUGGCCGAUGCUCUUCGAAGUGAUAUCGAAUUCUGCCAUACUACCGAUGCUUCUUACAUUCCUGAAGAUGGGGUACCAGUGAAGACGUCUUCAGUUCGUCUCAUCAAGAAUUUCGAUGAUAAAGUUACCGUAUUCACAGAUUUUACAGUCGAGGCUCUUACAAAUUCCAUUGAGGAGGCAAGGCUGCCAUACGUCACAGAGAUGAGUAAGAAGCCAGAGCACCGACCAGCACUCAAGAAGUUCUUUGAAAGUUCCAAGACAAAGCUUUUCCUCUUCUUGGCUGAAACUCCCGAAGGAGACAAUUCUCAGAAGGAUCUCCUUAAGACUUUCUCAGAGUUGGCCAAGGCAAAGAAGUCAAAUGGCUUGAUUGCUCUUUUUGCUGAUGCCGAAGAAAGUGCCAAUGCCCUUCAGUUUUUUGGUCUUGCGAAAGAAGAUGCACCAGCCUCUGUUAUCCGAGACAGGAAGGGAAAGGAGUACCUUUUCAAGAAUGCGGAGGGUAGCAAGCUUUCAUCUUGGGUCGAUGCGUACUUGAAUGGUGAGCUGAAGGAGCACAUCAAGUCCGAGGCUAUUUGUGAAACCAACGAUGAGCCCGUAAAGGACAUUGUGGCCAGGUUGAACGGUGAUGUUGUGGUUGAAGCCAAGAAGAACGUUUUCUUGGAAUUCUAUGCCCCAUGGUAUGGUAUAAACUGCAAGAAGAUUUUCCAAAUUUUCGAGGAACUAGCAAAACAGCGAUCACAACACCGGAAUCACCCAACUUCGUUUGAGGGUGAUUCCGCUGUUGUGAUCGCUAAAUUUGAUGCGACCGCCAAUGAUGUACCAGGUGAUUUGUGACACACUACCUUCAUGAGACUGUAUCACAUGAUCUUUUGCAUGUUACUAUAGACCAGACUUGAGUUGACUGAAGUUGAAGUUAGUAGCUAGCUCAUCCAUUGGCUAGCUCUAGUUAAUAUAACUAAGUAUAGUUAGACAAAGCUAGCAACUGCCAUAUAAGAAUGUUGAAAGUAGUUUUAUGUGGAACACAAUUAAGGUUUUUUAUUAAAACUAUUAUUUUUUUUUAUUUG